CUGUACAGCGCUACUGCGGCUGCAGUGCUUAUAGUUCAGGAAAAUGGGGCGAGCAUUGACAGGGACAGAGAGAGAGAGAGAUAGCUGUAAAAGCAAGGAGGCUGUUGCUCUGCUUCCUAGCCCUGUGGAAUAACGACAGCGCUGUGCUGCUCGCUCACAGUGUCCUGAAUACACCACAGCUGGAGAGAGAGAGAGAGAGAGAGAGAGAGAGAGAGAGAGAGAGAGAGAGAGAGAGAGAGAGAGAGAGAGAGAGAAGACCUCCAGCUAUACAGAUCCAGAGCAGCCAGCAGCCAUGGUACGUAGGAGUGGAUACCCGAUCGGGAACGGCAUCGACGCUAACAUCAGCAUCCCGAUGCUCUGAUACGCCGUGACUAGCAAGCAAAGAGCCGCCGGACCCGCCGCUCCGUCUCCAUCCAUCCCACACCCCGGGGGUGUCUCCGCGCUGUCUCGUUCGUGCUCAGCUCGUUCCCUUCCGUUUUUUCUGUCUGCGGGUCCGCUCCUCACACCUGCUGCACGGCGGUGGUCUCGUCGCUCGGGAUUGCGAGGGGAAGUAGCGACGCCUUUGCUCAGACUCCGCAUCACUGAAGAGCGAAGGAAAGCAGCGAGCGACGAGAGGAAGAGGGGGAGAGAUAGGGAGAGAGAGAGCUUCCUCGGCCCCUCGCUCCAGCCCUGACGAUGGGCACCACUGAGGCCACACUGCGCAUGGAGAACAUGGAGGUGAAGGAUGAGUGGCAGGAUGAAGACUUCCCCAGACCCCUGCCAGAAGACAUGGAUAUGGAAUGUAGCCUCACUGAUGACAACAGGACCUCCCCGCCCACCUCUCUGAAUGUGGGCGGGGGGGGCGGGGCUCACAGGAAGAGGCGCACCCUGGUGGCCCCCGAGAUGAGCCUGUCCCUCGACCGGAGCGAGGGCUCCCUCCUGUCCGACGACUUCCUCGACACUCCGGACGAUCUGGACAUCAACGUGGACGACAUCGAGACCCCCGACGAGACCGACUCCCUCGAGUUCAUCGGCAACGGCAACGAGCUGGAGUGGGAAGACGACACGCCCGUGGCCUUGGCGAAGGCGCUCCCCGGAGAGGGGGCGGAGCCAGGGGGCGAGGAGGGGGAGGGGUCAGGGGCUAACGGGCGCCUGUGGAGGACGGUGAUCAUCGGCGAGCAGGAGCACCGCAUCGACAUGCAGGUCAUCAGGCCCUACCUGAGAGUGGUCACGCACGGGGGUUACUAUGGAGAGGGCUUGAACGCCAUCAUCGUUUUCGCGGCCUGCUACCUCCCUGACAGUAACUGCGCGGACUACCAUUACAUCAUGGAGAACCUCUUCCUGUAUGUGAUCAGCAGUCUGGAGCUGCUGGUGGCUGAGGACUACAUGAUCAUCUACCUGAACGGGGCCACACCGCGACGCAGGAUGCCCGGCCUGGGCUGGCUCAAAAAGUGCUACCAGAUGAUCGACAGGAGGCUUAGGAAGAACCUGAAGUCCCUGAUAAUCGCUCACCCGUCCUGGUUCAUUCGCACCAUCCUGGCAAUCUCCAGACCCUUCAUCAGUGUGAAGUUCAUGAAUAAGAUCCGCUACGCCCACAGCCUGGAGGAACUGGGGCAGAUCAUCCCCAUGGAGCACGUGCAGAUCCCAGAGUGUAUCCUGCAGUUUGAAGAAGAAAGAAUUAAAGCACGUAAGGACAGGUUGGAGGAGGAACAGCAGCAGCAGCAGCCGGCAGAGACAGAGAGGCCUGGAACAACGACAGCAGAGCAGUCAUAGAACCAUGAAGGGGAUGGACCGCAGCUGCUUCUCAUUCAGAAAACAAAAGAAAAAACUGAAGAAAAUUCAUGUUUACAGUCCGGGAGGAUGGAAAGAGAGAUGAAAAGAGAGCUAAUUUAUUUUUUAUUUUUAAGAAGUGAACCCUACCCGAACCCUAACCCUGACCCUAACCCUCGCUCCAGUAUUCCAAUGAUAUUCCAUUGUCAGUAUUCUGGAACCGUAUCAUUCAUUCUGUGUAAUUUUCAUAUCGGAUCUGACACAGAAAAUCUAAACUAGUCGGGAGUUUCAGAAGCACUUUCUUUUUUUGUAUUGUGUAUUUAUUUAUUUAGAUAUUGCUCCUUGAUUUAUUUGCUUGCUAAUAUUUUAUUGGCAUGACAGUAGAAUUAAAGCAGGAUGAGGGUAGCGGGUGGGGAUCCUUUUUUGUAUUAUUAUUAUUACUGUAGUUUAAGUAUGUUGUGAAAAAACCAAACCAAACAAAAAAAAAAAAAAUAGAAAUAUGUUUUCAUAUACCUUUGGCUUCCAAAAUGAUGAAAUUAACAUUUAAUAACAGUGUGGUCUUCACAGAGUCUUGUAUAUACCAUUCUUACCAUGUUCGUUUUCUUGACUUUAAUAUUGGCAUGCUUCGAUUACCAGCAGGUGUGUCAGUGUGUUCAGCACCUCCAGUUCUGCUGCGCUGGUUCAAAGACUCUACAGAAUGGAGUACACUUUGAACAGUAAUCUCAGUGCUUAUGCAUGCUUCUGGGAUUCGUGUGCAGGUUGCCUUUGCUUUUAAAAGUAUUCAUGGGGUGUUCUGUAAAUUCUGCUAUAGCAAUUCCUCGAAAACAUUAUUUACCAUUCGGAGUGAAACGAGUGAAGAGACAGCUGCUUGGGUUUGCGUGGAUCGCUGUCUGAGAAAAGCAGCAGUCAUCACAAACCCAAGCAGCUGUUUCUUCGCUCAUUUCACUCUGAAUGGUAAACCAGCCCGAUCAACAGCAGUGACCCUCACCUGACUGUCAGCGCCUGCUUGGUUCUAGCAGCUCCAUCAGGACUCUUGUGGUUUUAUUUUCAAAAGGAAAAAAAAAAGUGGAUUGCAAAACUAAGCAGUGGGUUUGUUUUACAAAUGAGUACUGCAUUCUGGGAUCAUUUAAGGGGAUCUUAUCGCUAGGUGAACUGUCAUUUUUAGAUUUUCUCUAUCUGAAAACAUGUUCCAGAAAGUGUGUUCUUUAACACUGAAAACAGGACCCCGCUGUGCCUCAGCCCCCCCCCCCCCCCCCCCCCCAAAAAAAACAGGUAUUAAACUACAAGUAGUCACACACGCAGUGGAAUUUAAAUGCUAUAAAUCAUCUUGCUGAAUUAAAUUUCAUGACAAACCUGUCCUACACGGUCACAGGAACUAAUUGUACAAAGUUCACACCUGCUGUUGCAGCAUUCUGGAACGCUCGUACACAUUGCAUAAGGUAUACGAGGACAGGCAGUGCGCUCAUCAGCACAGCGUCAGCUGUCAAAAAGAUGCCACAGAGAAUAUCUGAACAAUGCAGCUUGCGCUACAUUUGUCAUUAGAUUGCACUUGUUUUUAUUAAAAAAAAAAAAAAAAAAACAGAGUGGGUUUGUAACUAAACUGAAUGAAGAACACAAUUUGGUUCUUAAUUAUUAUUUAUCAGACACCUUUAUCCAAGGCGACUUACAGAGACUAGGGUGUGUAAACUAUACAUCAGCUGCAGAGUCACUUACAAUUACAUCUCACCCGAAACAUGGAGCACAAGGAGAGUAAGUGACUUGCUCAGGGUCACACAAUGAGUCAGUGGCUGAGGUGGGAUUUGAACUGGGGACCUCCUGGUUACAAGCCCUUUUCUUUAACCACUGGACCACACAAGAACUCUAUAAAUGAUGGUUCAACUUGCCAUGUAGACCUACAGGACUGGAUUUACUGUGCGAAGGUUUUGCUCCUGUUCAAAGUUUGCAGUCUGUAAUCUCUUGUAACUCCAGAUGUGGAGGGCAUGGAGGGUUGAUUUGAUCAGCCUGUACCGGGAUAAACCGCAGCUGGAUUUGUAGAGCAUUUUCAAAUGCAUUGUAUCAGCCACCUGUUUUUAGAGGCAAUCGCGGGAUAAUUACCCAGUGCUGUAACCCAGCUGCUGAUUAUCUGGUCUGGAUAGUGAUGUGUGAACUUUUGAAAAGCAGGACAGAAGUGUGUAAACUUUGCACUGGUGUAACAGCUUAUGUUACACCUGUAAGCAUUCCUCCUCUGAGCAGUGGAGGCGAAAGCGAGCGAUCAGACCCUUCUGCUGGCCCACUAUCCUUCCAGUAAUCAGUGCUUGAGUGGCACAGAGAAGAGUGUCAAGUCUCCUUGUCUCAGUUUCCUGGGUUGGUUCUUGUAAUUCGGAGGAGAUGAGGAUGAGGGUGACUGUAACUGAAAUGCAGCCCUGGCUCCUCUGAACGACCUAGCUGAGCAUCACCGUUAAAAUCGACAGUCUGGAGUCUUCCCCACCCCUCUCUGAACCAUGCUAGCUGCCGUUUGUGUACAGAUGUAUUUUCUGCUUUGUAUGAUGCAAUUAUGAUCUGUGAAUAUUAAAAUUACAAGUGAAUCCGA
Molecule: messenger RNA, 4318 nt
Organism: Acipenser ruthenus (sterlet)
Lineage: Eukaryota; Metazoa; Chordata; Actinopteri; Acipenseriformes; Acipenseridae
Product: caytaxin-like
Exons: 13
Coding region: 676-1752 (358 amino acids)
Biological process (GO): apoptotic process
Cellular component (GO): cytoplasm
Source: RefSeq, a predicted model, not a curated record